This is a messenger RNA of Varanus komodoensis (Komodo dragon), 1213 nucleotides long. RefSeq names its product UDP-galactose-4-epimerase (gene GALE). The record is from RefSeq and is a predicted model, not a curated record. Gene Ontology annotation, cellular component: cytosol. The transcript is spliced from 11 exons. Gene Ontology annotation, biological process: beta-D-galactose catabolic process via UDP-galactose, Leloir pathway. The coding region runs from base 50 to 1093 and encodes 347 amino acids. Gene Ontology annotation, molecular function: UDP-glucose 4-epimerase activity. Lineage: Eukaryota; Metazoa; Chordata; Lepidosauria; Squamata; Varanidae.
CCCGGGAGGCGCUUGCCCUGCUGCCGGCGAGCGUGCCAGGUGGGAAACGAUGUCAGAGAAGAUCCUCGUGACGGGGGGAGCCGGCUACAUCGGCAGCCACUGUGUGCUGGAGCUGGUGGAGGCAGGCUAUGCCCCCGUGGUCAUCGACAACUUCCACAAUGCCAUCCGGGGAGGUGGUACGGUGCCCGAGAGCAUCCAGCGGGUGGAGGAGAUUGUGGGCAAGGAGGUCCCUUUCCAGGAACUGGAUGUUCUCGAUGAGGCAGGCCUGCAGGAGCUCUUCAGAAAGCACCGUUUCUCGGCUGUGAUGCACUUCGCAGGUCUCAAAGCUGUUGGCGAGUCCGUCCAAAUGCCUUUGGAAUAUUACAAGGUGAACCUGACAGGGACCAUCCGGCUGUUGGAGACCAUGAAAGCGCAUGACGUCAAGAACAUCGUGUUCAGCAGUUCGGCCACCGUCUAUGGAGACCCUGCCUAUCUCCCCCUUGACGAGAAGCAUCCGGUGGGAGGCUGCACCAACCCUUAUGGCAAAUCCAAAUACUUCAUUGAAGAAAUGAUCCAAGACUUGUGCAAGGCAGAACCGGACUGGAACGCUGUACUCUUGCGAUAUUUCAACCCCAUUGGAGCUCACAAGUCAGGAAGAAUAGGAGAAGACCCCCAGGGGAUCCCAAACAACCUGAUGCCCUACGUUGCACAGGUGGCUGUGGGGCGAAGAGAGUACCUGAGCGUCUUUGGUAAUGACUAUAACACAGUAGAUGGGACCGGGGUUCGGGAUUACAUCCACGUGGUAGACCUUGCCAAGGGCCACAUUGCUGCACUGAAGAAGCUCAAGGAGAACUGUGGCUGUAAGAUCUACAACCUUGGAACUGGCACUGGCUACUCAGUCCUGCAGAUGGUUAAAGCCAUGGAGAAGGCAUCUGGCAGGCAGAUCAACUACAAGAUCAGUGCACGCCGGGAAGGGGAUGUGGCCUCCUGCUAUGCCAACCCUGGCCUAGCUGCACAAGAACUAGGCUGGAAAGCUGUCUUUGGCCUGGACAAAAUGUGCGAGGACUUGUGGAGGUGGCAGCUGCAGAACCCCACUGGCUUCAGCAAGAACUAGCCCUGGAAGAUGGACGCUUUUGCACCAGAGCAGCUCCAGGGACUGGUGCCCUUUGCACUCAGGGAAGGCGAUUCCUCCUCGUUCUGUUUCCUCCUCCUCUCCCCAUUUCAUGAUGGCCAC